AUGGGACCUGAAUUUACUAUUCUUCCUUUUUUAUUUGUAUCAACAGGAAUAUUUUAUCCAAUUUUAGUUUUAUUAAGUGGUAUUAUUUCUACUAUAUCCUUAUAUUUAUAUCGUGUAAUACAACAAAACUCUGCAUUAUAUACAAUUACUGACCUUUCUCAACAUAAUGGUGGAAGAACUGUGUUAUCAAUAACAAGAACAAUGAGAAUACUUUAUAAUAUAUUGUUGUUGGGAAUUAUCUUAACAAUUGUUUCUUCUUCAAUAGAAUCUUUAAUACUGACAAUGACACAUUCAGAUCAUUCUCAAUGGUGGAAAGGAAAUUCAAUUAUUAAGUCUUUAGUCAUAACAUUACUUACUCCAUUAUGUCAUCUUUUCUCUUAUUCAAAACUCUUAACACUAGUCAGUUUAUAUUCUUGUUAUGUUUUACCAUUUCUUUUUUUCUUAGGUUUUGUUUAUUCAUUGGGUUCAUUAUAUGUAAAUGGUAUAGCAGCAAAUACUAAUGUUGUUGAUAAUAUUUGGAGGGAUAUUGGACAUCACCAGAUUUUUCCUUCAUAUUCCAUGCUUAUGUGUAUAUUUGCUCCUUUCAAACAAAAGAUUAAUGAACCCAGUGAAUCACCAUUAGCAGUAAUAUUGUCUUAUAUAAUUGUUAUAUUUUUUGCGAUUGUUUAUGGAGUUUGUGUAGGUCUUUCUUUAGGUCCAUCAACAACAAGUAUGCCAUUCUCUUCUUAUCUUAUUAUAAACCAAUCAAAUCCUUCAAUGCAUUCACUUGCAGUUAUUUUAAAUAUACUUCUAAUCAUUAUUUUCUUACUUCAAACUCCUUCUUACUUUGUUACUAUCUAUGAAGAUAUUGAGUCAUUUUAUUUUACUUCUUGGCAACCAAGUAAACGUAGAAGAUGGAUCCUUUCAAUGUUCAUAUUUUCUCUAAUUGGAUUAUCAUCUUCUUUCUUCUGGCAAUGUACAAUUCAAAUAUCAUUAAAUGGUAGUAUUUCAGGAAGUUAUUUUGUUCAUUUCUUACCUGCUUCAAUGGCAUUAUUUGUUUCAAAGAAUAAAAGUACAAAAGUUGCAAGUAUUAUUAUGAUAAUUUUUGGAGUAUUAUUUGCAUCUUCAGGAAUUUCUGGUUCUUCAAUCCUUUUUAUUGAAAGUGUUGUUGAUAAUUAUAUUAACAAGUUCAAUUCAUCUUAUUGA
Molecule: messenger RNA, 1185 nt
Organism: Entamoeba nuttalli P19
Lineage: Eukaryota; Evosea; Mastigamoebida; Endamoebidae
Product: RNA-directed RNA polymerase, putative
Exons: 1
Coding region: 1-1185 (394 amino acids)
Source: RefSeq, a predicted model, not a curated record